GCGUGAAAGAGAGGUGGAGAAAUCCCUUUUGACCGUCACUAUUCAGAAGCAGAGUAUUUCUUGACGAGCCUAGUGGCUGAGUUUCUUGGCUUGCAGUGGUGUAAUACCUGUGAUAACUAAGUUUCAUUUGCUGGAAUUUUAUACCGGUUAAACCAGAAGCCUUUACAAUUCAUUUAAAAAACAGAUGUUUCGAUGAUCGCUAUUCUCUGAGAGAUGCAUGUGCUCUUAAAGAUCUGCUAGAACAAUUUUCCUUUACAGAUGAUCAAUAAGCAUAUAGUGGGGAAUUUGCUGAAAAUCGUGAUAAAUUUAAACGGUUUUUCAAAAGCGAGUUUAAUAUGCUGAUUACCUCUUUUGUUGCUUCUGUGUAUCAUUCUGAAGUUAAAAGUGCAUACUAGGAACAGAAAUAAAUUCCCUUUGUGUUGCAUAUUUCCUAACCACGUUAAAAAUUAUCCAUUUAAAUUAAUUGUUGAAGCCUGACUAUUGCGGACAUUACUUGCUAUGAGAAACGUUAAGUACAUUUUAUUCCAUUUCCGAAGAUGAUGGAAGAAGUAUUUGAACCUUCACCAUGUAAUGAGGAAGAACAAGCUCAUCAUCCUUUGCUACAAAGCACAUCCAGCAUUAAUUACGAUCCUCCUCAAUCUUCAGAGCUGAAACUUUACAGAAUGAGGCCGAGAAUACCUAAAAAUAUAAGCAAAUGCCGUAUCAUCAAGAACUUAACUGUUAUGAGUUUUUCCCUGUUCAUUUUCUUUCUGGGAUUUCAGGCACUUGCGAAUUUACAGAGUACUAUGAAUUCAGCGAAAGGUUUAGGCAUGGAUUCUCAAGCUGCUAUCUACGCUUCGUCCAUGAUAUCUGCUCUUCUGCUACCAGAUCUGAUGAUUAAGCGUUUCGGAUGCAAAAGGACUCUCGUUUCCAUGAUCAUCUGCAGCAUUCCUUUUAUUGCUGCUAACUUUUAUCCAACUUGGGAGACUCUCAUGCCAAGUUCUGUUCUGAUCGGUUUUGCUGCUGGUCCUCUUAGCACAUCUCAAGCUCUCUAUAUAAAUGAAAUGUCUUUGCAUUAUCAUAAACAGUCUUUAUCCGCAAGUUUGGAAUCUGUGAUGGCCAGAUUCUAUGGGACAUUUUAUUUCUUUUCUGAAAAUACUCAAAUAUGGGGGAAUUUGAUAUCUUACUAUGUUCUCCGCCCUGGGAUGGUACCGAUUCGGAACCAUAGCAUAAUACCAUGUGGCAUAGAUUUCCAUAAAUAUGGUUCAGGAAACAAUACUAAUCCGAACCUUCAACCUCCAACAGAAGAAAAAAGGUUCCUGUUGGUCGGCAUAUACGUGGCUUGUGGACUUCUUUCUUGCCUUCUUUUAGGAUAUUUUGUGGACCCGUUAGAUAACGAUAAAGAUACUGAUGAAACAAGCAACAAAUGCGAGUAUGUAAUUGACCGAUUACUUUCUGCUGUUAAACAGACAACAGUGCCAGACCAAAUGCUCUUGUUGCCUUUGACUGUAUUUUGCGGCAUGCAAACAGCAUUUUAUACCAGUGAUUUUACCCAGGCUUACAUUGCAUGUUCAUGGGGCAUACAUCAUGUAGGCUUUGUAACAAUCUGUUUCGGAGUGUGCGGAGCCAUCAUGGCCGUCCUUGUCGGGCCUCUGGUCAGGUGUAUCUCGCAGAUGUCUGUGCUGAUACUGGCGGCUUGCAUCAAUGUAACUACAUGCGGGCUUUUAUAUGUUUGGGAACCCACCCCUGAUAAUGUAACAACUUACUUCGUGUUCGCCGGUGUCUGGGGCAUGGCAGAUGCAAUAUGGUGGUCUCAAAUUACAGCUCUCUAUGGUUUGAUGUUCCCCAACGACAGAGAAGCAGCUUUCUCAAACUUUUUCUUUUGGAGCUUUCUUGGAUUUUUUCUGUGUUACUCCUAUGCAAAUUACUUCUCCGUAGCUUUGAAACUCGGCAUUUUAUUGUUUUUUCUUGUCACCGGGAUAAUCUGUUAUUUAAUUGGCCAAAUCAAGAUCAAGCGGUCACCUAGACGAGAAUACAUCGUUAUUGAGGAUGAAUGAAGAAACUAUAAGUGAUCAGUUUUAUUAUGUAUGUUGUGUUUAUUAUUGGAAGUCGAUUUGAAAACAAUCAUUGAUCAUGAGCUACAUGAGCAUUUUAAAAAAUGAGUUAUAGGAUGUAUGCUUUUAUGAUGAAAUAAUGGUUCCCUCUUAGCAAAUUAAAAAGAAAAAAACUUUUGUUAAACAGCGUUAACUACAUCUGCUUUAAAAAAUAGUUUUCCUUUGUUUCAGUUAUUAACCUUUUCACAAGAUAUAACACUGACCUCCUGCGGUAAUUCUGACUAUAAACAAGCCUGCGCGAUUCAGACUUAUGUAAUCAUAAAAUUAAGUAAAUGGUUGGGUUAGUAAAGUAGGAACAUUUUACUUUUUCCAGCUAAAAUAAUAAAAUCAAAUCUUUACAGUUUUAUUAAAUUAGCAGGUUUACGUUUUUAUAGCUUAUUAUUUAGUUAUAAAAAAGAGAUACAUAAAUGAGAAUAUUACAACAUACAUCACUAAAUUAACUAGUAAAAGCGAAGUUUCGUAUUAGCAUUGAUCAGACAGUACUAAUGCAGAUUUUAUUCGACUGAAAUGUCCAUAAAAAAUCUGAGUUAUAAUAAUAUUAUUAAAAUUUAUGCGCAUAUAUUUCAUAUGAACUUCUUCCUCUUCUCAAAUGACAGAGAUUUUUACGAAUUUUCUCUUGGUUGUCUUUGUUGAAUCAAUAUUUAGAUAAUAAUUAAAGAAUUAACACCUUUCGUUCCUUUCAUGACUUACAGACAUUGCAGCUCAGUGAUAUAUUAAAAGUACAAAUUUUCAACUUAGAGGUGAUUUGGAAAUUGUUGACAAUAAUUUCCUCUACUGAUGAAACUGCUCUUGGAUAAUUAUAGUGCGACUUCGUACUUUCUUUGUCAUGUUGAUUAUGAACGAAGAUUUAUCAUACUAUGAUGGCUUGUAACUGAUUAUGGCUCUGUGAUAUUUUGUAUAUGCAGAUAAAGAACAUUCUUAUGCUUUAACUGAAGUAUAGCUCACUGCCACGGUUUCUGUUUUCAGUAGAUGUUAAAUAAUAGAAUUUAAUUUGCUUGACUGCUGAUUCAGAUCUGAAAUUAUGUAACUUAAAAAAUAAAUAAAGUAAAUGAAUAUAAGGGAUGCUAUGGUAAUAAGAGAGUCCUUUAAAUAUUGUGAUGUGAAAUAUUUAUAUUAUUUAUAAAAUUCCUAUAUGUGUUAAAAUAUUUGUGAUUGUUAUGUUUCUGUGUUGUAACCAAUAUCUGACAAUCAGUACUCAAGAAAUGUCCUAUCUUUAUGGAAAAGAAUAAAAAUUAUUUCCUGCAACUCAUGUCUGAAUCCUAAGUUUUAUAACUAAAUGUAAAUAAUUUUAAUCAAUGGCCGAAAAUGGAUGAUUUGUUUUUAUAACUUCUCAAAGGUUUUAAUAAAAUGCCCUCAUAAGGACAUUUUAGAACAUUGAAAAGUUCUAGAUCUGAAUUAAAGCUUCUGUUACUUAUUUUAAAGUUGACUUUGGAUGAAUGGUUAUUUAGUAUAUAAAAUAGACUCUUAACUGUUUAUAUUAUAGACUAAAUAAUUAACUUUUAAAUAUGUAUGGUUUUAAUUCUUCGGUAAUUGAUUAAGUAGGCUGUUUAACUUCUGUUAUAUUUUAUAUGUCAUGAUUUACAGUUGAACUUUUUAAAAAAGUUUUACAAAUACUGGUUAGGUUCUUUGUAUUUCUGUAGUAUGUAUAUAAAUGCGUAAACUUUGAAUAGUGUACUUUCUCUCACAUUAGAAUAAAUCCCUUGCAAAUAAUA
Molecule: messenger RNA, 3805 nt
Organism: Stegodyphus dumicola
Lineage: Eukaryota; Metazoa; Arthropoda; Arachnida; Araneae; Eresidae
Product: N-acetylglucosamine transporter UNC93A-like
Biological process (GO): regulation of muscle contraction; regulation of potassium ion transport
Cellular component (GO): plasma membrane; striated muscle dense body
Molecular function (GO): potassium channel regulator activity
Source: RefSeq, a predicted model, not a curated record